AUGGACCAGGUGAUCCUGGAGCAGUUCCUGAUCAUCCUGCCCUCGGAGAUGGAGAGCUGGAUGUGGCGACCCUCUGUGAAGAUGGAAGCUAACUUCUCUGAGGCGGAAAGAGCUUCAUCAGAGGACGGGCAGAGAGGGCAGGUCCAGUUGGAGGCGACCCAAAAGAAGGGGAAGGAGAUGGAAGAGAAGGACGCAGAAUCUCCUGGAACUGACAAGAGAGCAAGGAAAGGCCCCCAUCCCAUCCAGGCUGGGAGUGGUGUUCAAUUCUGGGAAAGAGCUGUGCCAGAAAUCCUGGCUCAGGACACUGUGAUCACUGAUGAACAUUGCCAGCGUUUCCGGCACUUCUGCUACCAUGAGGCUGAUGGGCCCCGAGAGGUUUGCAGCCAGCUCCAUAAACUUUGCAACCGCUGGCUGAAGCCGGAGAGGCACACCAAGAAGCAAAUCAUGGACCAGGUGAUCCUGGAGCAGUUCCUGAUCACCCUGCCCUCGGAGAUGGAGAGCUGGAUGUGGCGACCCUCUGUGAAGAUGGAAGCUAACAUCUCUGAGGCGGAAAGAGCUUCAUCAGAGGACGGACAGAGAGUGCAGGUCCAGGUGUGUGCCCAAGAUGCCCUCUCACCUGGUGAGAAAUUGUUUGAAUGCUCAGUAUGUGGAAAGAAAUUUGGUUCGAGGAGGAAUCUUCUACGGCAUCAAAUAAUCCACACAGGGGAGAAACGUUUUGAAUGCUCUGUAUGUGGAAACAAAUUUCGUUCGAGGAGCAAUCUUCUACGGCAUCAAAUAAUCCACACAGGGGAGAAACGUUUUGAAUGCUCUGUAUGUGGAAACAAAUUUCGUUCGAGGAGCAAUCUUCUACAGCAUCAAAUAAUCCACACAGGGGAGAAAACGUUUGAAUGCUCAGAAUGUGGAAAGAGAUUCCGUUCACGUGGCAAUCUUCAAAUUCAUCAAAGAACCCACUCUGGGGAGAAACCUUUUGAAUGCUUAGAGUGUGGAAAGAAAUUUACUGUUUUUGCCAGUCUUCAAAUUCAUCAAAGAACCCACUCUGGGGAGAAACCGUUCAAAUGCUUAGAGUGUGGAAAGAAAUUUACUGAGUGUGGCAAUCUUAAAAAGCAUCAAAGAACACACAUAGAGCAGGAACCGUUUGAAUGCUCAGAGUGUGGAAAGAAGUUCCGUUGCAAUCGCAGUAUUCAACAGCAUCUAAGAACCCACACAGGUGAGAAACUUUUUGAAUGCUCAGAAUGUGGAAAGAAAUUCACUACAAAUUCCAAUUUUCAAAUGCAUCUAAGGACCCACAUAGGGGAGAAACCUUUUAAAUGCUCAGAAUGUGGAAAGAGAUUCAGUCAGAGUGGCACUUUUCACGUACAUCUAAGGACCCACACAGGGGAGAAACCUUUUGAAUGCCCAGAGUGUGGAAAGAAAUUCACUACAAGUUCCGGUCUUCAAAAGCAUCUAAGAACCCACACAGGGGAGAAACCUUUUCACUGCUCAGACUGUGGAGAGAGAUUCAGACGAAGUGACACUCUUCAGGUGCAUCAAAGAACCCAUACAGGAGAGAAAUCAUUUCAGUGCUCAGAGUGUGGAAAGAAAUUCAGUCACAGUUCCAGUCUUCAACAGCAUCAAAGAACCCACACAGGGGAGAAACCUUUUGAGUGCCCAGAAUGUGGAAAGAAAUUAACUAUGAGUUCCAGUCUUCAAAUGCAUCUAAGGACCCACACAGGGGAGAAACCUUUUGAAUGCUCAGAGUGUGGAAAGAGAUUCAGUCACAGUUCCAGUCUUCAAAGGCAUCUAAGGACCCACACUGGGGAGAAACCUUUUGAAUGCUCAGAAUGUGGAAAGAAAUUCACUGUGAGUUCCAAUCUACAAGUGCAUCUAAGAACCCACACGGGAGAAACCUUUAACUGCUCAAACUGUGCAAAGAAAUUCACUACAAGUUCCGGUCUUCAAAAGCAUCUAAGGACCCAUACAGGAGAGAAAUCAUUUCAGUGCUCAGAGUGUGGAAAGAAAUUCAAUCAGAGCAGCAAUCUUCAACAGCAUCUAAGAACCCACAAAGGGGCCUCACAGCUGUGA
This is a messenger RNA of Euleptes europaea (tarantolino), 2061 nucleotides long. RefSeq names its product oocyte zinc finger protein XlCOF6-like. The record is from RefSeq and is a predicted model, not a curated record. Gene Ontology annotation, biological process: regulation of transcription by RNA polymerase II. Bases 1 to 2061 code for a protein of 686 amino acids. NCBI's taxonomy places the organism in Eukaryota, Metazoa, Chordata, Lepidosauria, Squamata, Sphaerodactylidae. Gene Ontology annotation, molecular function: RNA polymerase II cis-regulatory region sequence-specific DNA binding; DNA-binding transcription factor activity. The transcript has 5 exons.